Oryza sativa Japonica Group (Japanese rice) is the source of this 1838-nucleotide messenger RNA. RefSeq names its product actin-97. NCBI's taxonomy places the organism in Eukaryota, Viridiplantae, Streptophyta, Magnoliopsida, Poales, Poaceae. The record is from RefSeq and is a predicted model, not a curated record.
AAUCGGAUUCGGAUUCGUCGACAAGUUAAGAGACCUCAUAUGAACUUAUUUCUUCCUUGUUUGGUUCGACCUCGAUCGGGGUUGAGUGGGCUGUGGCGGUGAAAUCGAGCCCAAAUCGACAGUUGCAGCAUGGUCCAAAGCGAGCCCAAAAUCAACAAGAAGGCCGGCCCAAAGGCUGAGGCCCAUGGACAGCUGCAGCCAUCAAAGCCGCCCCACCAACACAACUCCCCACGAGGCCCCGAGCAUAUCAUCGCCUUCGCCGCAAAGUCCCAACACUAGCGGCGACCGGCGAGGACUCCGGCGGCGACGUGGGUGGGACUGAGAAGCGCCGCCGCUGACACCAGCGAGACGAGGCGGCGACCUCCGUUGACGAGUAAAUCUAUAGGAAAUGGCUGACGGUGAGGAUAUCCAGCCUCUUGUCUGUGACAAUGGCACUGGAAUGGUCAAGGCUGGGUUUGCUGGAGAUGAUGCACCAAGGGCUGUUUUUCCUAGCAUUGUUGGUCGUCCUCGCCACACUGGUGUCAUGGUAGGGAUGGGGCAGAAGGAUGCAUAUGUUGGUGACGAAGCACAGUCCAAGAGAGGUAUUCUCACGUUGAAGUACCCAAUUGAGCAUGGUAUUGUAAGCAACUGGGAUGACAUGGAGAAGAUCUGGCAUCACACUUUCUAUAAUGAGCUUCGUGUUGCACCUGAGGAGCACCCUGUGUUGCUCACUGAAGCUCCCUUGAACCCCAAAGCCAACAGGGAGAAAAUGACACAGAUUAUGUUUGAGACGUUCAAUGUUCCUGCCAUGUAUGUUGCAAUCCAAGCAGUGCUUUCACUCUAUGCUAGUGGCCGAACAACAGGUAUUGUUCUGGACUCGGGUGAUGGUGUGAGCCAUACUGUUCCCAUCUAUGAAGGAUAUGCACUUCCUCAUGCAAUCCUUCGUCUGGAUCUUGCUGGCCGUGACCUCACGGAUUCUCUUAUGAAGAUCCUCACUGAAAGGGGUUACUCGUUCACAACCUCUGCCGAGCGGGAAAUUGUGAGGGACAUCAAGGAAAAGCUUGCAUAUGUUGCACUUGAUUAUGAGCAAGAGCUGGAAACUGCCAAGAACAGCUCUUCAAUUGAGAAGAGCUAUGAGCUGCCUGAUGGCCAGGUGAUUACCAUUGGCUCAGAGAGGUUUAGGUGCCCUGAGGUCCUCUUCCAACCAUCCAUGAUUGGUAUGGAGUCCGCUGGAAUCCAUGAAACAACCUACAAUUCCAUCAUGAAGUGCGACGUAGAUAUCAGGAAGGACCUGUAUGGCAACGUAGUGCUGAGUGGAGGCACAACAAUGUUCCCUGGCAUCGCCGACCGUAUGAGCAAGGAGAUCACUGCCCUUGCUCCAAGCAGCAUGAAGAUCAAGGUUGUCGCUCCACCUGAACGCAAGUACAGUGUCUGGAUAGGAGGGUCUAUCCUGGCUUCUCUCAGCACCUUCCAGCAGAUGUGGAUAUCGAAGGAUGAGUAUGAUGAAUCUGGCCCAGCAAUUGUUCACAGGAAGUGCUUCUGAGUUUCUCAUGCUGCCCUGUGCGUCGGUUUGUACUAGAGGAGAAAUAGUUGCCUUUAUGCAGCCAUAAACUGCCUGUGAAUUGUACGUCACUCUCUUAUGUGGUUGGUUGCUCCAGAUAUCGUUGUACUAUGUUCUUAGCUCUGUGACUGUGAGGUCACCUCUGGAACUUCUCUGGCUUGGUUGGUUGGAUGGAGUUGUGAUAGCUGAUAGCCCUGGUGUUGUUUGGGGUACAAACUCAUGUGGAAUUUUGAACUAUAUAUAUCCGUGUCUGGUCAUCUGGUGACAUGUUUGAUGCGUUUCUAGUAUACCUACCAAA